This is a messenger RNA of Aphis gossypii (cotton aphid), 1919 nucleotides long. RefSeq names its product T-complex protein 1 subunit epsilon-like. The transcript has 8 exons. The record is from RefSeq and is a predicted model, not a curated record. Gene Ontology annotation, biological process: protein folding. Lineage: Eukaryota; Metazoa; Arthropoda; Insecta; Hemiptera; Aphididae. Gene Ontology annotation, molecular function: ATP binding; ATP-dependent protein folding chaperone; ATP hydrolysis activity. Bases 136 to 1761 code for a protein of 541 amino acids. Gene Ontology annotation, cellular component: chaperonin-containing T-complex.
GGAAUAUUCAUUAUUCAGUAUUCACUAUUCCGGGCGAGUACUGAUCCGGUCCAUUCAAUUAUUUCAAAUUUCAAAGAGUCGACUCGACUCGUCGAGUCAAGUUGUUUAUGAGCUACACAUCUCUACGACGGGAUCAUGUCUUUCAUACCCGGGUCGUUGGGUUUCGAUGAAUUCGGUACGCCGUUCAUCAUCAUCAAAGACCAACACAAACAGCGUAGGCUGACUGGCAUCGAUGCGUUGAAGUCUCACAUUAUGGCCGCACGGUCUAUUGCCAAGACGUUGUACACAUCAUUGGGUCCAAAAGGUUUGGAUAAAAUGAUGGUUUCAUCUGAUGGUGAAGUGACUGUUACCAAUGAUGGUGCCACCAUUUUGAAUAUGAUGGAUGUUGAUCAUGAGAUCGCUAAGCUUAUGGUACAGUUGUCUCAAUCCCAAGAUAAUGAAAUUGGUGAUGGUACUACUGGUGUUGUAGUCAUUGCCGGAGCUUUGCUCGAACAAGCUGAACAUUUGCUUGAUCAGGGUAUACAUCCUAUUAGAAUUGCAGAUGGUUUUGAAUUGGCUGCUCAAAGUGCUUGCAAGCAUUUAGACUCUAUUGCUGAUUCAUUUCCAGUUGAUAUCAACAACUUGGAACCUCUUAUUAAAACAGCAAUGACAACUCUGGGAUCCAAAAUUAUUAACAAGUGCCAUCGUCAAAUGGCUGAAAUAGCUGUAAAUGCAGUUAUAUCUGUAGCAGAUUUUGAUAAACGUGAUGUCAAUUUUGAGUUGAUCAAAGUCCAAGGAAAAGAAGGAGGAAGAUUAGAAGACACAAUGUUAGUGAAAGGAGUUGUAGUUGAUAAAGACUUUUCACAUCCUCAAAUGCCAAAGGAGCUUAAAAAUGUUCAUCUCGCCAUUCUUACUUGUCCGUUUGAGCCACCUAAGCCAAAGACUAAGCAUAAGUUGGAUGUCGCUUCAGUUGAAGACUAUAGAGCAUUAAGAAAAUAUGAACAAGAUACAUUCAAUGAAAUGGUUAAAAAAGUGAAAGAUGCUGGUGCUACAUUAGCAAUUUGUCAAUGGGGUUUUGAUGAUGAAGCAAAUCAUUUGUUAUUGAAACAUGAAUUGCCUGCUGUACGUUGGGUUGGUGGACCUGAGAUAGAAUUAAUUGCAAUUGCCACUGGAGGUAGAAUCAUUCCUCGUUUUGAAGAAGUUUCUAAAGAAAAAUUAGGUUACGCUGGUAAAGUUAGCGAACUUUCUUUUGGUACUACUAAAGACAAAAUGUUGGUGAUUGAAGAAUGUAAGAAUUCACGUGCUGUUACCAUAUUUAUACGUGGUGGAAAUAAAAUGAUUAUUGAAGAAGCCAAACGCAGUAUUCAUGAUGCUUUAUGCGUUGUUCGAAAUUUGGUGCAAGAUAACCGCAUAGUUUAUGGUGGUGGUGCAGCUGAAAUUUCAUGCGCUAUUGCUGUUUCUACUGAAGCAGACAAGAUUUCAUCUAUUGAGCAAUAUGCAUACCGGGCAUUUGCAGAUGCUUUAGAAAGUGUUCCAUUAGCUUUAGCAGAGAACAGUGGAUUGUCACCAAUUGAUACGUUAACUCAAGUUAGAGCCAGACAAAUCAAAGAAAAUAAUCCAGCUCUUGGUAUUGAUUGUAUGCUUGUUGGAACUAAUGAUAUGAAAGAACAAAAUGUUAUUGAGACUCUUCAUAGCAAGAAACAACAAAUCAUUUUGGCUGCACAGUUAGUUAAAAUGAUUUUGAAAAUAGAUGACGUCAGAGUUCCAGGAGAAGAUUUUUAAUUUGAUUUUAAUAUCUUAAAAACACUAAACUGAUGAUCAGCGCUUACUUGUUUUCCUAAAACUUGUUCUUUUUUUAUGUUCAAAAUUUACAUUAAUAAUUUUAUAAGUUAAGUUAUAUAUUUUUUCUAAUAAUAAAAUACACUACUAAUCAAUUAAAA